AUGGUAGCGGCAUUUACUUCAAAGGUUUUCACAAAUGGGGCAUUGAUUCUGGUCUUAUGCUUGCUGGUUUUGCAAGGAGUUUCUGGCCGCUGUGUUUCUGGCCAUGGAUGCUUCUAUGAAAAUGCAGCUCAAAUUAGAAAGAUGCUGCAGACUGAUUUGAAGGAAAAAAAUGAGGUAGUGAAGGCUUCACUUCAUGGAUCAACAGGCAAUACUGCAGGGAAUAGAGAAAACUUUGUGGGAUGGGAAUUAAGGACAGUGCCUUCAGGACCAGAGCCAUUGCACCAUAAUGGUGGUACCCCUAAGAAGCCCCGGACUGAUCCUUAA
Molecule: messenger RNA, 324 nt
Organism: Durio zibethinus
Lineage: Eukaryota; Viridiplantae; Streptophyta; Magnoliopsida; Malvales; Malvaceae
Source: RefSeq, a predicted model, not a curated record